Penicillium angulare is the source of this 1341-nucleotide messenger RNA. Its product is annotated as Major facilitator superfamily domain general substrate transporter. The record is from RefSeq and is a predicted model, not a curated record. Gene Ontology annotation, biological process: transmembrane transport. Lineage: Eukaryota; Fungi; Ascomycota; Eurotiomycetes; Eurotiales; Aspergillaceae. The transcript is spliced from 2 exons. Bases 1 to 1341 code for a protein of 446 amino acids. Gene Ontology annotation, molecular function: transmembrane transporter activity.
AUGCUCUCCGACAUUUUCAACCAAGGAUUGGUUUGGCUUGCAGCCGCGCUGUUCUCUGCAGUUGGUACGGGAAUUUGCAGUGGCUCUACAAGCCUAACUAUUGUCAUAAUUGGAAGAAUGCUGCAAGGAAUCGGUGGAGGGGGCGUCUUGGCUUUAUGCUUUGUUGUCGUGCAGGGGACCACACCAGAGUCAAUCCAUUCCCGGUAUUCUUGCUGGAUACAGCUAGCUCAACUCUUUGGAUUCAUGCUUGGUCCUAUAAUUGGCGGCUUGAUUGCUGAUAAUAUGGAUUGGAGGACGGCAUUUUAUCUUAAUUACAUAUUUUGCUGUCCGUGUUUGAUGGUUAUCCCCGUCGCUUUUCCAUUCGGUGAAGUUAUCGAUGAGCUGAAACGUGAGUCGUUCCGAAAUAUGCGCAAGCCUGACUGGUCUGGGGCUACGAUGGCCUCUGUGGGGCUUACGGCUAUACUUGUUGGAGUUGGUUGCAUUGGCACCUCUUAUGGGUGGGAUCAUUGGCAAAUAUGGGCACCCAUUGCGCUUGGUAUCCUUGCAAUUAUUGUGUUGAUCUUUUACGAAUCAAAAUGGGCUUGUUAUCCGCAGUUUGGUGCAGAGACUUUCCGUAGCCUGCCAACUAUUAUGACAUACAUGGGAUGCUUUUGUCAUGGCUUUGUGUUCAUCUGUCAGAUGCAAAUGCUCACACUUUACUUCAUGUGUACACGAUACUUCUCUGCAACAGUAUCUGGUGUGGCCUUAUUUGGCAUUACUGGAUUCGCAGCCACACCAGCAGCGGUUGUGGGGGUACUGCUUGCAAAGGAAUAUUAUUGCUCGAAGUGGAUCAUAUCCGGUGGUUGGAUCUUGACAACAACUAUAGCUGGUUGCUCGAUUCUUCUGAACAGCAUCACUCCUACAGUAGGAUGGGUGAUUCUCCUCCUAACAUCUGGGUUAGGGCAUGGGCUACUCUUUUCGAGCUAUAAUAUUCGCAUUCAAAAUAUGCCAAGAAAGGAUGAGGCUGCCUCUUCGACCCAGCCUACUUUCGUAUCUCUUUUCGCGCGGGCAUGGGGUAUGGCGUUCGCCAUUCCCGUUGGAGCUCUCGUUUUCUUAAAUUGCUUUGGUAAUCAGCUUCAAAGUAUGGGUUUUAGCUCGGAUCUUACCAAUACUUCGAGAGGAUACUUGGCUUUGAUGGAUCAGGUCAUAAUGACUGAUGACGGAAGAGAGGCUAUAAAGCAUGGCUCGGUAUUUGCUUUGCAAGUCGUAUGGGAAGUUAUUGCGGGAGUCGCUGUUUUCGGCGGCAUUUCUUCAGCAUUCCUGUGGAGGAGCCGGGAAAGUUACGACAAGCGCAGUGGAUGA